CACCACGACCGCCGCAUGUCCAGUGAGCAGCGCACCCAUCGCACAUCAGUCUGCGCCCCGUGGGCUCCACGCAACAAGCAGGAUCGGUGCAGCAGCCGUCUCGCGGGGAACGAACGAGAGAGAGAAAGAGGCAGAGAGAUGCAAGAUUAGCGUGACGAACAGAGCCACGUUGGGAUUGUAUUGAAAUUGUCUCGCUCUUCGUGACCGGUUUGUUCAUCCAUUCUCAUAGAUGUUGUUGCAUUCGUCCUGGUCCUGAUGAGCGGCGAGUGCUUUCCAAAGCGACGCUGACGACGGCAAGGGCCUCGACGCGCGGAGGAAGAGAUUUCUGGGACAUCUGAAGAGAUAUCUGCGACAUCUGAAGAGAUUUCUGGGACAUCUGAAGAGAUAUCUGCGACAUCUGAACCUCGUGAACCCUGGGGAGAGCGCUGCGCGUCUCGCGCACAGAGGAGCAUUGUGGAGUAGAACCGUGCCGUCUCAGCUCGGCGGGUUGAGCGCGUACGAGGGCUCUCUCUCUCUCCAUCUCUCUCCUCAAGUCAUUAACGCCGAGCGGAACUGAGAGCCAUUGACUGCUGAUAUUCAGUUUCAUCGACAGCAUCAUCAUCGCCAUCCGUAACUUGUCAAGGCCGUCAGCACGUACCGUCGGAUCCAGUCCAACUCCGUCGUCACCGUGUCGUUGUUGAUAUCCCAAAUGCAGCUCGCGUGAAACUGAAAGCGCUUUCAGAUUUGUUUUCAUUUCGUGUUGGUUUUAGUUUUGUUCUACAAUUUGUCUACAUUAAAAUCAUUCUCCUGGGAGCGACCAGCACGUUGUUGAGAAGCCAUGUCAGGAGUCACACGCGUGGAGCUCACGAGGACACGUUGAGCGCAGCCUGAACCUCCACCGUCAAAUUAACCAUCAUCGCCAUCAUAGCCAUUACAAUCAUAAUCACGGCACCACCACCAUCAUCAUCAUCCCACCACGAUCAUCUGCGGAGUCGGCAGAGUUGCAGUCCCCAUCGCCGCUGGAGCGCUCUGAAGAGCGAGAGAGGGCUGCGUGGUGUUGGUCGUGAUGGCGAUGUGGUCGCGACUCGAGCUGCUACUGCCCCUGGUAAUGUUGGUGGCGCUGCUACUGCUGGGAGAGACGACGCUGGUGGUGGUGGAGGCGAGGCGUGGCGGUGGUGGUGGCGGUGGAGGCGCGGGGGGACGGAGGAACGGGGGGUUAAGGCCUGCAGCAGCAUCAGCAGCAGCAGGAGGAGGAGGCGAUAGAGGCUUCAGGACCUCCGAGGAUGUGAACCAGCAGCACACCGAGGCCCUGAACGUGACGGGACCCAACAGCGAGGAGGUGUCGGACUCGCGAGAGAACGUGCGAAUCGAUCCGCACGGGACGUGGAUCUCGUUCAUCCAGCACUCGCACGAGGGCGCCAACAAGGAGCGCAAGAAAGAUGACAAGAGGCGCAGUCGCCUGCUGCCGGGGCCCCCCGGCCCCCCUGGACCUCCGGGCCCCCCAGGACCUCCUGGCCCCCCAGGAGCCAGAAUCACAAAGGACGCUCUGAUAAAGGAGUUCAAGGAUAUGGUGAAAGCAGACGCAGCGGAGCGCCGUGCGGCGGCGCUGCUCCUGCAGCCGCGGGCCGCCCUCCCCGGGGAGCAGCGAGGACCCGAGCAGUGGCGGCUGGCCCCGGCCACGCAGGCGGCCGUGCUGCUGCCCGAUCUCCCGCGGGCGCUCGAGGAGGCGUUCCACUGCAAGCUGGGGAGCAACGCCACGGUGGAGCGACGCUCCUCCGCCGAGCUCAGGGGCUUCCUCGCGCUGCCCUCGGCGGGAGGGUUCGUGCGAGGUAGAGGCAUGGACGUGGACUCGGGCCACUACACGGCGCAAAUCUCGGGCAUCUACCAGUUCUCAGCCAACAUCCACAUCGACGGCUCGGAUGUGCGGAGGAAGGAUCACCUGCGAGGCCGAGACUGCGUGCGCGUCCACAUCUGCAUCGACUCGCAGUGCAGCCGGCACGCGCCCCUGGAGACGGCAUCAGGCCUCGAGAGCAACAGCCGCGUCUUCACGCUGCACCUGCAGGGGCUGCUCCAGCUACAGGUCGGGCAGCACACGUCCGUGAGCGUGGAGAACAGUGCUGGUGCCGCCAUCGUCGUGCAGAAGGGCUCCGACUUCAUGGGCGUCCUCGUCGGGGUAUAGCGUCGGCCCGCGCGCCACGCGAGGCCCUGGCACGCGCUCUCGCUCGAGGUGACGCUUCCGCUGUUCGGGAACAAACAAACAAAUCGGAGAAUGACGAGCACGUCCCAACGAUCGGAACCACCCCGUGCGCUACGACUUCAAAACGUUCCGCGCGCGCGAGUCGUGUCGACGUUGUCUUGAUAACGCAACGUUACGCGAACUCCGCGUGCUUCAUUAAGCAAAAUCAUCCCAAGUGUUUCUGUCGCCAACACCGCCGGGGUUCGGUGUGCGGAUUCCCGAGUCCGGACGGCACGGCGCUUGGAUUAGAGAUGUCUUCUGUCCCUCGGUGGCCAAUACUUGGCUAUCCGUGGGCAAGGACAAAGUUGGACGAAGAGUGAUGCAAAUGGUCACAGGUGUUCCAGUGAACCGGACGUUGUUGGAGCAAGCAACCGUCGUGUAAACGGGAAAUAAAAAGAGUCAAAGGAACCUACGGCUGUUGCUGCACGACAAAAAAAAAGUUAUAAAGUUAAUCGAAUAAAAACUGUGAAAACACGACGAUUCACCACCACGUGGGACUACUGGACGCAAGUGAACAAACGGAGGGUGAGUGAAGGCCCCAGCGACUUGGGUAACUGUUUCGGCAGACGAGAUGGCCUGUUUGGCUUGGUGGAAUUUUUAGUGUGAUUGACUAUGCCUGCUUAUGAGAAAGGUCCAAUAAGUUGAGCCCACAAGAAACCCUGACUGAUGGAUGAUGGACAAAGAAGUCCUGUGCUACGAGGCCCACGGGAAGGCCCGAGCUGCAGGAAGCCCAAAGUGAUCAAGACCCACAGGGAGGACUGUACUUCGAGACCAAUGGGAAGAUCUCGGUGACUUUGCCAACGUGAAAAUCGCAAGCGAUUUUGAAGCGACAGGAAGCGCUGUGGGACUGGCAUCGCCUGCGAAAGUCGUCUCUGUGCUGCGACUCGGCCGACUACAUGAGGCCCAAACCUGGCUGACACAACGAAGGUGUCGGUGCCUCUGUGCGGAGUGCACGCAGCUCACUGAGCAACGUUCAAAAUGCACGUUUACGAGCAUUUACCCGAACGUUGAAACCGAAAUCACACUUUGAUACGUAAACGGCGAAAAGAGAACAAAUGUGACACGUAUAUGUAUCAUGUCUGUACAAUCACGUUAUGGAAUAGCCUGAACCGUACCCAUUGUCUGUAUUAAUAGUAAAAUGAUAAUCGCUGUAAACCUGUAUCACACAAGGCCAUCGUAUAACUGGAAACAUUGCCACAAAUGUUUUUUUUUUAAGUAGAAAAAAUAUUUUUUAUUAUCUAUAAUAUUUUUUCCGUAUAUGCUAACGAAAAUAAGACUACAAAACGUACGCUGGAACAAAAGUAUAUUAUUAUUAUUAUGACGACGAUCGACAGGUUUUUAUAAUUUAAUACCUUUUAUGACUUUUAUGAGAUACGUGUCUGGGACAUUACCAUGUUUUUUUAAGUUAAAAUUAUUAAUAAAAUGUAUUAAUAACAUUACAAGGCAGUUGUUAGUCGAAAAAUAUAUAACAUUAUUUCUCACUCUCCGAUGUUUAUUCGCCCUGUAACCUUUUAAACAUUUAAUUUGUACUGAAUAAAUAAACACAGUGUAAUUGCUA
Lethenteron reissneri (Far Eastern brook lamprey) is the source of this 3773-nucleotide messenger RNA. RefSeq names its product adipolin-like. Gene Ontology annotation, molecular function: hormone activity. NCBI's taxonomy places the organism in Eukaryota, Metazoa, Chordata, Hyperoartia, Petromyzontiformes, Petromyzontidae. The record is from RefSeq and is a predicted model, not a curated record.